This is a messenger RNA of Diorhabda carinulata, 5307 nucleotides long. Its product is annotated as deoxynucleotidyltransferase terminal-interacting protein 1. The record is from RefSeq and is a predicted model, not a curated record. The coding region runs from base 225 to 1478 and encodes 417 amino acids. Gene Ontology annotation, molecular function: DNA binding; nucleosome binding. The transcript has 5 exons. NCBI's taxonomy places the organism in Eukaryota, Metazoa, Arthropoda, Insecta, Coleoptera, Chrysomelidae. Gene Ontology annotation, cellular component: nucleus.
GUAUCGUGCUCAAAAUUCUAGUGACAAAUGACAGGCAAUCUGACAAGAAAUAUCAAACAAACAAAUAAAUUAUAUUAUUCAAUAAUAAAAAUUUUCAAAUAGUAAAACCAACAUAAAUAAUAAAUAAAUAUAAUUAUAAACCUUUAAAUAUUGAAAACUGUACCAUUACGUUAUGUUUCAAUAGAAGUGUACUUUAUUCCAAAAAAAUAUCGGAACGAGCAAAAAUGAUACCCCCUGUUGCUCCUGGGCAAACAGAGGAAAAGUUAAACAUGGUUGGAUGGAAAAAUACAUUCAACAUGAGACAGAUAAGUCUGAUGAAUCUUGCUGCUAGUCAAUUGUCUAUGAAAAAUGGGUCAAAGUCAACUAUCCCAUCCUACAGAAGAGCGUACAGUAUUACAAGUCCAACUAAAUCCUUAGAUCUGCUACGAAAGAAUUUACAAAAUGCGAUUAAUAAGGAUAUAGAUAAUGUAUUGAAGAAAUAUGUGGAGAAAUUUUUUCAACCUGCUAUUAAUAAUAUAAGAAACAAUUUGGGUAAAGAUAGUGUAGGGGAGGAACAUAUAAAAGAUGUUUGCAAACAAAUGUUAGAGGAAGCCAAAGUAAUGUAUACAGCGAGCCCAAAUUCCAGAGACAGUUCACCUUAUGAAUAUAGUCACAGUGAAGCAGAAUCUGAAGCUAGCCUUACUGAUCUUAGACUUGGAAGAACAAGUCCUGUUGGUCAUUACAAGAGAAAAGAGGGAGAUAUGGAAAUUGAAUCAGUACCUUCAUUUGCUAUGAUGCCAGCAGUUAAGAGACAUAGAAACAAAACUCAUCACUCAACAGACUACAGCAGCUGCAAGUUGUCUUUGAAAAGAGAUGGCCCUAAAUGGAAUCCAGAUAGAGUUCGGGGAAAUACUUUGUUUAUAAUGGGCGCCAGAGCUAAUAAAGUUUUAGGUUAUGGCCAAACUAGAGGACGUUUGUAUGUUAGACAUCCGAAUUUGGUGAGAUAUUCUGGUGAUCAAGAAGAUAAAGAAUGGUUGGCUUCAAAGAACUUGAUGCCGCCAAGUGGAGGAAAAGCUUAUCUGAUGCUCUUAGAAGACAUAAAAGAAUUGACAGAGAGUGAAGAAUACAGAAAUAGUCCCAAUUUGCAAUUACAUGAGCUGAGAGGUUUUGAAGUUCCUCUAUUUUUAUUGAUAAAAAUAAAAAAUUUUAUUGAAUAUGUGAGAAAUGAGAGAAAAUUAUUGGCAAAUGUUGACAAUUUUGAUGAACAGAAUGAUCAUACCAUUUCUUCUACCCCUCAAAGUAUAUUAGUCGACUCUGCACCAGCUACACCAUCUGAUGCUGCAUUAUUAGUUGAAAGCCAAUCUGAAUUAUCUUUUAAAACAGAUUUUUUGAAUAUGUCAUCAGAUAUGAGCAAUAAUUUAACCAGUUCCGUCAUUUCCAGCAUUCUCUCUGGCCAUUUAUCUAACAUGAAUGGUGCUGAUAAUUCACAAGAAUUUUAAUCUAGUAUCUUUUAGCAGAUUUUAAAAUCAGUAUUUGCAAAAUUCAAAUGUUUAUAUUAAUUUAUAAGAUCAUGUAAAAAUUGGCUUUGUACAUAUUAAUGUUUUAGGAUAUCUGUCAAUGUGAAAAUAUGAUUUUUAUAAAUAUUUCUUGUGGUAACAUGUACAAGAGGACUAAGAUCAAUUAUUUACUGGAAGUAUUUCUAAAAAUUAUGUUCAGAUUAAAAUAAUACCAGGCAAGUUGAUUUUCCAUCAACCUACACAAAAUAUAUAAUAUUUUAUCCUAUGAACAGUGUUUGUGGUAGAUCAUAGGGCAAAAUAUCAGUAUAGCUCGAAAUAAAAAGUACUAAAACUGAAGCAUAGGCGUCUCUAUGUGCGCGUUGUCAUACCAAAGUUAACUAGUAUAAACCUUAAAUAACAACUAUUUCAGCGAAAGCUGAAGUGGUGGGAACGGAGAUUAAAUUAGAAAAAUUUUUUUUUAUAUUUGGUAAUCUAUCAGAUAAAUUUUUAAGUAUAUAUUCCCAUUUGUCAAUUGUACUUUUCUUCGAACAUUCUUUAUCAUCAUUAGUGAAUUAGUGAAUAACCUCAUUUUAGGAAGUGUUGAGAAUCAGUUAUCUCUUCUAAAAUCAAACCAUUUUGUCAUAUAAUUGAAGUUCUUAUCAAUAAAUAGUGAAAAAUAACUGUAUUGAAUGUUUCAGAUGAUAACUUUUCAAUUUCUUGUAACGUCAUUUUUUAUUCAUAAUCAAAGUACUAAUCAGUUUUUGUUCUAAUUUGUUUUUUAAAUUAUCCAUAAUAUUAUACACAUUCAGUAUAGUUACAUCAUUUUCUUCCAGAUUUUAUUAGUUUAUUAAAUAUAUUUAGCAUGUAGCAAGUGAAAGGGUUCAAUAGCUGGAAGUAGAGAUAAGCAACUAGUGCCAAUAUGACGUUUCAUGAAAUUCACUCUCAACUACAGAAACAAAUUUUUUCAAUUAUUCUUUUCUAUAAGCUGAAACUGAAAAAUGAAUAUAUUUCUAGAACAAUAUUUUCUAUGUCUCGAAUCAAGUAGCAUGUUUCAUAGUAUUAUGUGUAUGACAGUUGCCUUUUAUUAGAUUUGGCACUUUUUCUUUAAUAUUUGUAUAUAAUAAGUGAUGAAUCACAGGUUGUAUGAAUCCAUAGACUUUUUAACAGUUUCUAACAUGCCAUCAGAAUAUUCAUUAGAAUGUUAGUAAAAAUCUAACAGUUUGUAUUGGAUUCCAUCAUUUAUUAAAAAAUAUUGCACCAGUUGAUAUAUUUUUUAUUCGAUCCAUCUGUCUGGAGACAGAAAAAUUCUUCAUCAUUUAAAUCAUUGAUAACACUUUCCCCAGAAUAUGGACCUAAUAGUUCAGUUACUAAAGCUUCCAUUUUAGUUCUUACUAUGCGUAUUUUAUUGGCUAUUUUGGAAUUACAUAUAAAAUUUUGUUUAAUUUAUUUAUGGGAUCCAAGAUGAAUUAUGCUUCAUAGUGUGAAAAGUCAAUGCUAAUUCUGAUGCUGUCACAUUCUCAUCAUCACUAGGUCCUGAACACCGUGACUUUGUAUUUGAAGUAAGGAAAUUUUGUAAUGCACCAGAUAUUUUCUUCAUUUCAGCUUUCUUCUUGUGUUUCUGGGUAUUUUGAUACUACUCAAUCUACAGAAGGAAAUAAACAUAAACUGAAACCACCAUCACCAUAUUAAACCAUCACCAUUUUCAAAAUAUUACUGAAUCAUGAAUUUCCUAUUCUUCAAUUGAAUGAUGAAUAUUAAAAUAUUUGUUAAUAUAAUUUUAUGCAAAUACAAUUAUGUGAAUUAAACGAGAAUAUAAAUAUAUUUUAAUUCAGACAAUGAAAAAUAUAUUUUUUCACCAUUAUAAUAACAAGUAACAAUAUUAUUUUUAAAAUAACACAUUUAAUUUGAAAUAUAGAAACUAAUUUCCCAUGCUCGUGUUGAAAAGAUAACGUGAAACUAAAUUUCAAAUAUGCAAAACUAUAAGUCUUUUUAAAACUAUUCAAUACAAAUUCCUAGCAUACCAACUGGAGACUUUUUUGUCAAGAUGUAAUAAAAAAUUAAUGAAUUAGGUUAUGUAAGGUUAAAAAAUGUAAAUCAGAUAACUAUAUUGAAGGAGAAGAAACGUGGCAUUAACAAUACAUGUACACAUUACCAAAUUUACAUACCUAUCCAAUGCCAUUUGAACUGAUUGUAAAAUUCACGUCACAUUACUUUUAUUUUGAAGUUCACUUGUUAUCCAGUUGUAUUGUUUUUCCCAUUCAGGUUUGUACUUUUGUAAGACUUUGGUCAUUUUAGCUUUUUUAGGAGUCAUUGGUGUUGGUGUAUAACUAUCAGGAUCACUCGUCAUUAAUAUUUACUUUAAAAUGGAUUCUUCUAUUAUAAACAAAAACAGCGGACAAUUUUUGUACAAUUUCGUCGUUUGUAACUUGUAACAUAUAUGACAAAUGUCAGAAUGUGUACGUCUUGUCACACUCACAUCACAUCUGACAUCUAACAUUUCGUUCAGUAAUUAUAAAUCGUUUCCAUCAUUGUUUUAACUUAUGUGUGCUAUUAAAUAGUUAAGUGUUUUUUACGCAUCAUAGUAAAGGAUAGAAAUAAAAUAUUUUCGUAUACUUUAUUUAUAUGCAAAAGUAUAGUUACCAAAAAUGAAGUAGGAUACAUUAUUAUAAAGUAUUGUUGGCAACUUGGCAACCCAACGAUUAUUCGGCUUUUUAGAUGAGAGUUACAGAAAUAUAAAGAUAUAUUUUUAAUUUGCUUAAAUGCUCAAUUGAUAUAUAACCGACGAUCAAACAAUUGAACGAAAUCAAAUAAAAUUUUCAAACAGUACUUUCACAAUAAAAUUUUCAUUUCAAUAAGUAACCUUUGUUUUAUUUACUUUUAAAUCAAUAUUAAUUUUCUGUUGUAUUCGUCAUUUUGAAAAAGAAGAUAUUUCUUUUGGAGGAUUUAUUUACUCUCCAGUGGUUGAAAACACUAACAUUCGACGCAUGCGCAAUGGCUGAAAACUUCGUACAACUGGCAAUCGCUCAUCUGAUAAAUAUUUACUUACCUUACCUUAAAUAUUUAACAGCCAGCACCCCUUAUUUGUGACCUGAUUCAAUUAGGCAACCAUAUAUGACAAUAAAUAGAAACAAAAUUAUCUUUAAUUUGAUAUAUAAUUUAUAAAUGUACGUUAUGAACGUAUAAAUUUAUCGAAAUCUUAUUUGUUUACACCGUUCUGCGAAGAGAUGCGCAACGGCAACCAUGAUUUUUUAGAAUCUUCAUAUGGAUUGCCGUUAUUAAAGCAAUAUUUUAUUUAAAAAACAAGAUUUUUUCCCGAAAAUCUACUGAAAAUAAUUUAAUUAAAAAUACUAGCUACCAAAUUUUUAGAGGCAACUUGGUAGAUGUAUAAAAAUUCAUAACAAUUUUGUAUUUAGUAAAAAAAACGAUAAGCACACUAAUAGAUUACAGGAGUACUUUCGUCACACACUACCAUUGUUAGCGUAGGUCAGGGAUUACUUUCCAAAGUUUUAACUCUGUUGACGAUAAUUUAUUUGUUUAGUAAUUUGUGAUUUUUUGGUAAAUUCUUUGAUAAAUUUUGCAAAAAAUACUUUCUGGCACAAAACAUUACCAUUUUAUACAAUAGUAAACUAAUUAAACACUUUUUAAAUAACCUUAAAGAACACACGCUACCUCACGAACUUUAUUUGGAAAGUGCACUAUAAAAAUAUGACGGCCAUGACGUUACCUCAGGUUGUUCAUUCUGCAGUCGGACCUUACACUAUAUAUAUUAUAUAAAAGACAUUUGUAUUUGAAUAGAUGUAAUAUAUAUUUUUAAAUAAAAUAAAUAAUCGAA